CCCUAAUUUCCGAGUAUUCCUCAUUUCCUCCAGCAGGGGACCGGGCAGAGGAAAUCUGGGAGGAAAGAAAAAAGAAAUCUGAGUCAGCAGCAGCGGCUCCAGUCUGCUUCUCCUCCUCAACUUCCGUGGAUCGAUUUAAGCUCUGAUCUUCAUCAAAUCUACACUUUAGUGUUCAUCAAUGAACAUGCACGAGACUACAGUAAACUAAGAAGCAUCUGUGGAGGAAAAAACAGCCGAAACACAAAAGAGAGAAGAGUCCGUCUCGUUGAGGAGCUUUGAUGAACAAGAGGAUUAAAGCAGAUCUGCACACUCACCGCAUGUCCCUCUGCUAAACAUUUACCUCAGAGCUUCAUGUCUGUCCGAGUUUCAGCCAUGAGUGUUCUUCCUCCUGUUCGAAGGGACCGUGUCAUUGCUCAGCUCCCUCAGUAUUUUAGGAAAGAGGCAGCUUUCCACACGAAGGAGGAUUUCAACAAUAAAGUGAAGACGGCGUGUCAGGAGCAGCGUACCGGCACUGUGGGCAGAUUUAAAAUCUCUAAGGUCAUUGUUGUGGGUGACCUGGCUGUGGGGAAAACAUGUCUGAUUAAUAGAUUUUGCAAGGAUGCUUUUGAUAAAAACUACAAGGCAACGAUCGGCGUUGACUUUGAGAUGGAGCGCUUUGAGGUGCUGGGUGUUCCCUUCAGCCUACAGCUCUGGGACACUGCAGGCCAAGAGAGGUUCAAGUGCAUUGCUUCCACAUACUACAGAGGAGCCCAGGUUGUGAUUAUCGCGUUUGAUGUGAAUGACAUCGCCUCUUUGGGCCAUGUAAGGCAGUGGCUCGAAGACGCCCUGAAAGAGAACGACCCCACCGGCGUUCAGCUGUUCCUCAUUGGCACAAAGAAAGACCUGAGCUCUCCUGCUCAGUAUUCUCAGAUCGAACAAGACGCCCUUAAACUAGCACAAGAGAUCAAAGCCGAGUAUUGGGCUGUGUCCUCGCUGACCGGGGAAAACGUCAAAGAGUUCUUCUUUCGAGUUGCAUCGUUGGCAUUCGAGACCAACGUUCUCGCUGAGUUGGAGAAAAGUGGAUCGAGGCAAAUCGGUGGCGUUGUCAGAAUCAACAGCACAUCAAACAAUCUGCACGCGUCAUCAAAGAAGAAACAGCCAAACUGCUGUGCCUUUCAAGACAACCAAGGACACCGUCAAGUCAAGUCAAAGCUUCAGACUGAAAAUAAGGAAAAAGACUUAAAGGAUUUCUGUGGUCAAAGCAGAAGGAGGGACGCUGGAGUUUCUACUUCCUGAUACGGUUGAGUUCAGUUUUUCCUGGCCUAGAAAGAGUUUUCCUCUGUGGGAUGUGGAUUCUUGUGGUGUUGCUCAGUUAAACUUGUCUGGAGUUACAGAGUGACACAGCAAUUACACACAAAUGACUGUUCUGGUACUGCAGAUUUGCCAAAGAAUGACUGGAUGUUUUGUUUUUUUAACAUGGGAGUGUGUGGAUGCUUAAAUAUUCAGUCAGUCUCGCUGCUGUAAUUUUUUUAACAGUUAAGAAUUUUCUUUACAAUAAUACUCGAAUUUACCUUAAAGUCUUUUUUGUUGUUGUAAAUGAGCGUUUUUACUUGGUACUUACCGCUUUUCAUAAUAUUGUAGAUCAGAGGUUCCCAAUCUUUCUAUAAGAAUUAAGAUUAUGCAGUAACUCACAAGAAACAAUAGCUGCAUGUUGGGAACCAUUGUUUUUAUCAACAGUGUAUGCUUCAUAGGUACUUUUAGUUUCCAAUAUGAAUAUUUGAAUCUUGGUUUGUUUUACAUUUAUUAAAAAUAUAUAUAAAAAACAAAAAUGUCUGUUUUGAAAAUAAACGUUCUCUCCUCGAACAGUUAUUUAGU
This is a messenger RNA of Cottoperca gobio, 1854 nucleotides long. RefSeq names its product RAB34, member RAS oncogene family a (gene rab34a). NCBI's taxonomy places the organism in Eukaryota, Metazoa, Chordata, Actinopteri, Perciformes, Bovichtidae. The record is from RefSeq and is a predicted model, not a curated record. The transcript is spliced from 13 exons. Gene Ontology annotation, molecular function: GTPase activity; GTP binding. Bases 352 to 1275 code for a protein of 307 amino acids.